GCAGCAGGGCAUGGGGAUGGGCAUGGAGCUGGGGCAGGACAUGGAGAGUCCAGGGGCGAUCAAGUACGAGUCGCGGUCUCUCCUGCCCACUCCCCCGCUGCUGUUGGAAUGAGGGCCUGACGCGCGCGCGCGGGCGGUGCAAUGUGGAUGGACUUGAAAUCGGCUGUUUCUCUUCUUUUUUCUUUCCUUCUGGGUCGUGCGCCUCGUUCUCUUUGCUCUUCGGCUUUUCACUUCGAGACUCGCUAAUUGGUUCGGCUCUGUUCGCGCGUGCGUAUCCAUAUACAUAUAUAUACUGAUAUAUCCGCCCCCCUCGUUCGCGCCUCUGUAACCUCCCCUCCCCUUCCUUUCGUUCGUCUCGGCUUACGCGCGCUGCGCCCCCUUUAAUAAUGUGACGGACUGUUCGUGCUCGCUCUUCCGUUCGUUUGUGACCGGUCGUUCCUCCUCCCCUCCUCUCCUUUUAUUUGUCUCUUACUCGAUUCGUGUCCGUAAUUAAUGACGCCGCGUCGGCCUGCGUACUUAUUAUCCGCGCGUCCCCAAGUUGCGCCUUUUUCUUCUGUUUAUUAUGGUCAUUGGGCGGUCGGGACGGUUAUACCUCCCCCCUGUUGUUGCGGACUCCCCCGAUCGCCUGUCGUGCACGCUGCUCACUUGCUUGCUUGCUUACUUACUUGUAUGUAUACGGUGUAGCUGACGCCCGCGGCAGGUGUUGUUAAAAAUGGGUACAUACGUGCGUGCGUGCGUGCGCAUCGAGGAAUGGAAUUCAUUUGGGAUAUC
Messenger RNA from Heterobasidion irregulare TC 32-1, 771 nucleotides. RefSeq lists its product as uncharacterized. The transcript has a single exon. NCBI's taxonomy places the organism in Eukaryota, Fungi, Basidiomycota, Agaricomycetes, Russulales, Bondarzewiaceae. The annotation marks the transcript as partial. The record is from RefSeq and is a predicted model, not a curated record.